This is a messenger RNA of Bufo bufo (common toad), 2037 nucleotides long. It is a transcript of the gene ACAD9, whose product is annotated as acyl-CoA dehydrogenase family member 9. Gene Ontology annotation, molecular function: flavin adenine dinucleotide binding; acyl-CoA dehydrogenase activity. The record is from RefSeq and is a predicted model, not a curated record. The coding region runs from base 52 to 1914 and encodes 620 amino acids. The transcript is spliced from 18 exons. Lineage: Eukaryota; Metazoa; Chordata; Amphibia; Anura; Bufonidae.
UAGCAGGUCGCGUCCAACCAGGAGUACUCAGUUACUGGCCGUGACAUUGACAUGAGAGGAAUGAACCGGCUGUGUGUCCAGCUCGGGCGAGCGGCCUGGGGAUGGGGGGCCCGUCCGGUGGAGUUACGCCGGCUCGUACACACCGGGCCCCGGAGUCUGGCGUACGCUAAGCAGCUCUUCCUGGGCUCCAUUGCCAAGGAAGAAGUGUUUCCAUAUCCAGAUAUCAGCAAGGAUGAGCUGGAGGAAAUCAAUCAGCUUGUAGGACCCGUGGAGAAGUUCUUCAGUGAAGAAGUUGAUUCUAAAGCGAUUGAUCAAAAUGCCAAAAUACCUCCUGAAACACUGAAAGGAUUGAAGGACCUUGGGCUGUUUGGCAUGCAGAUUCCUGAGGAGUAUGGAGGCCUAGGGUUAUCAAACACAAUGUAUGCUCGACUAGGAGAGAUCACGUCGCUGGACGGUUCAAUAGCUGUAACUCUGGCCGCUCACCAAGCCAUAGGGCUAAAGGGAAUACUGAUUGCUGGUAAUGACGAGCAAAAAGCAAAAUAUCUGCCUAAACUGGCAUCUGGAGAACACAUUGCUGCGUUUUGCCUCACAGAGCCUGGAAGUGGGAGCGAUGCUGCUUCAAUAAAAUCUAGAGCCACUUUAAGUGAAGAUGGAAAACAUUAUAUCCUCAAUGGCUCAAAGAUCUGGAUAUCUAAUGGAGGCCUGGCAGACAUAUUUACCGUAUUUGCAAGGACAGAUGUUGUAGAUAAAGAUGGAACUACAAAGGAUAAAAUAACAGCCUUCAUCGUGGAGCGGGCGUUUGGUGGUGUCACUCAUGGAAAGCCUGAGGAUAAGUUAGGGAUCAGAGGAUCAAACACUUGUGAGCUUCAUUUUGAGAACACUAGGAUUCCUAUUGAGAAUGUCAUCGGUGAAGUUGGAGGAGGCUUUAAAGUAGCUAUGAAUAUUCUGAAUAGUGGUCGCUUCAGUAUGGGCAGUGCCUCGGCAGGAAUAAUUAAGAAAUUGAUAGAAAUGACAGCAGAAUAUGCCUGCACAAGGAAACAGUUUAACAAGAAACUCAGUGACUUUGAACUUAUACAGGAGAAAUUUGCUCUCAUGGCUGAGAAGGCUUAUGUGAUGGAAAGCAUGGCGUACCUCACAGCUGGCAUGAUGGACCGACCUGGGUUUCCAGAUUGCUCAGUUGAAGCAGCCAUGGUUAAGGUGUUCAGCUCUGAAGGGGCAUGGCAGUGUGUCAGCGAGGCACUGCAAAUCCUUGGGGGCUUGGGAUAUAUGAAGGAUUAUCCAUACGAACGUUAUCUACGAGACAGUCGCAUUCUUCUUAUUUUUGAGGGGACCAAUGAAAUCCUGCGGAUGUAUAUUGCCCUCACAGGGAUGCAGCAUGCAGGAAGGAUUUUGACUGAUAAAUUAAAGGAAUUGAGAAAGGGGAGUCUUUCUGUGGCCUUUGAAAUGAUAGGCAAGAGAUUAGGAAGCUCAAUGAGGAGGAAAGUCAAAUUAGGGUUAACUGGAAAAGAUGGAGUCGUGCACCCAAGUCUUGAAGAAAGUGCACAGAAACUGGAGGAGAAUACAUAUAAUUUUGGCAGCACAGUGGAAAGUCUGCUGUACAGGUUUGGUAAGACAAUUGUGGAUGAGCAGCUUGCACUGAAGCGAGUGGCAGAUAUUCUUAUUAAUCUGUAUGCCAUGACUGCAGUAAUAUCUAGAGCGAGUCGUUCUAUCAGCAUUGGCCUGCGCAACCAUGAUCAUGAAGUGCUGCUUGCAAAUAUGUUCUGCUCUGAAGCUUAUUUCAAGAACUGCUACAUGAUGGCUCAGCUGGGAAAAUAUUGUCCAGAAAAUCAGGACGAAAGUAUUAAGAAAAUAGCAAAGCAUGUUCUAGAAAACCGUGCUUAUACGUGUUCUCACCCUCUGGACAGAACUUUCUAAAAACCGAGCCAGAAGAAGCAAGAGUUGCUGCAGAAUGUCCAUAUAACUUUACACGAUGUGCUAACGAUGCUGGUCUGGAGUGUAUUGUAACUUUGUACAAUUGUUGAUAAAUCUACAACUUUU